AUGGCGGAACAAAUUGAUGUUGAUGAUGAAGUUUUCCGACCAAGAACUAGUUCAUCUCCUGGCGAAGUGAUGAAGAAGCAUCCCAAUCCAUUUUCGAAGAAAAACGCACGGCGAAACACGCGAACUGCCUCGGAUUUGCUUGCGGAAAUGAACAGCAGGAGGACAAGUCAAGCGGUCGAAAACGUGGGAAUAGUCAUGCCUCUCGACCAGUGCCAACAGAAUGACAAAAAUCACCAGAGAAACCAUAACCACCAACACCUCAAGUACGACCUGGAGACGGAAUUCUUGAAUAAGUUAUUCGGCGAUAUUAAAUCAGCCGACUACAUUUUCCUCGUUGUCGGUGUCUUGGUGACGAUUUUGGUGAUUGCCAGUGAUACUUUGUUUUGCUUGAAUGCUGACAGAAUUUACCAAGAAAAACUUCUUCCAUGGCAAAUUAGCCUUUCCAGCAUCUUGGUCUGCACCCUUAUUUCUCUCCUUGCUGGAUGGUGCCAGCUUCGAAAAAACUCGACAAUAUUUCUUCUUAUAACAGCUGAAAUCGCGCUACUGGGAUUUUUGCUUGGAGGAGGGCUGACUUAUGUGCAUAUUUUGAGGAUCAGUAAAAGCUGGUAUUUGGUCGAGUUGGGGAUGAUUUUGAGCUUGAGUCUUUCCUCAUUGAGUUUUCUUCUUUUGUCCUAUGUGGUCUACCAAGUCCAAUACGUCAUCCGCCGGUUAAUGUACGACACAGAAAUGCACGCAUUCGAGCAAUCCAGACAAAUAUCCAUGAUCGACAAACUCAUUGUCAACGUCGACAUGGCCACAACAGCAACAGUUCUUCUUCCUUCUGAAAAGCCGUCAACACCUUGA
This is a messenger RNA of Oikopleura dioica, 843 nucleotides long. NCBI's taxonomy places the organism in Eukaryota, Metazoa, Chordata, Appendicularia, Copelata, Oikopleuridae. The record is from the annotation of a GenBank genome assembly.